AUGCUUGCCAGUGAGUCUGAAUUUAAGUGCCUAUUUCAGUUCUCAAAACAAUCGGUGUCAAGGAGAAGAUACAAACACUUUGACUGGAUUCACACUCAUUUAACCUUCAAGUUUCCCUUUCUGCCCAUUCCACCUCUCCCAGAAAAGCAGAUCUCAGGUCGCUUUGAGGAAGACUUCAUUGAGUACCGCAUGACAAUGUUGCAAUCUUGGGUGGAGCGCAUCUGCCGUCACCCUGUGCUGUCACAGAGUGAGACUUUCCACCACUUUAUCACCUGCCCGAAUGAUGAGAAAAUGUGGAAGGCAGGCAAGAGGCGCGCUGAAAAUGACAGGCUAGUAGGAGCAAACAUCUUCCAGGCCAUAGAACGACCUCAUAAACCUUUGGAUAUUUUGCACGUAGAUGCCACACUAGAUGGGUUUUCAACGUUCCUGGGGCGGCUGGAUGAGUCAGUGCGGUUGGCUCAAAGCACAUGCCUCGACCAGGCCAAGAGGUACCAGAUGGACUUCAAACGGGAACAUGAUAGGGUGUCAUUCUCUUUCUCUAAACUCAGCAAAGCAUUUGAAACUGAUCCUUUCAAUGAUGGCUCAGGUCUAUCCCAGGCACUUCAGGAGAUGAGCACUGCCUAUGAGGAAAUUGGCACUAUGUAUGAAAUGCAGCCAAAGCAUGACUGGGAUCCUCUGAGUAACCUUCUCUUUGAGUAUAGGGGGCUUAUAUACUCUUUCUCAAGCGUCAAUUCAUUAUUAAAGGAUGUUCUAGCUAAGAGAAGAAAUGCUGAGAAGGAUGCCAAAGAAGGACGGCUCGAAUACGAUCAGUUACCGCAUAUAAUCAACCAUUCUGACACAGUGGCAUAUGCAUUUGAAGCAGAGUUAGCCCACUUCCAGGCUGUUCGAACAAAGGAUUUCAACAAGGCUAUUGCAUCAUUCUUGAAAGGUCAAAUUAGCUUUUACCAGAAGAUCAGUGACAGACUCGGUACAUCACUUCAAAAGUUCAUAAUGUGAUAUAUUAACUUAAAUGUGCAUAUAUUUGUCAUGGAUGAAUUUGAUAAUUUAUAUUAAUUUACACACACACACACACACACACACACACACAAAUAAACAUAUCCAUAAACAGUGCAUUGCAGCUGACACACACAUUUACACUUUUGCACCUAUAAAAACACAUAAACAUACAAGUAUGAAAUCAUUUACACACUCACAUAAACACAUGCUGAUUUAUAGGUACACAACAAUUUUCAGUUAUAGGUUGUUUGCGUAUAUAAUUUUCUCUUGUUUUAGCUCUUAUAUGCAAGUGUUCUGCAGUGCCAAACUUUGAUAACAUACUGAAUGUUAUCCUAUUAUGUGAAGAAAUAAAGUUCAAGCAAGAAACUUUGUUAAAAGUUUAUCCAUGUCAGUAAGUGCGCUUCAGGACUCAUGUGAUUAUCUUUGCCAAUAACAUGCAUAUCUGCUAGUUACUCUGUACAAAAUACAGUAUCAGAAUUACAGGAUAACUGAUUUUGUGUCAUUUUACUGGAUCAUCCACUCCUCUUUUUGUAUAAUGGUUUUUAGUAAUUACUUGGUAUAUUCCAUAAAGCCUUUAAAGCACAUGAUUAUACUGUUGAAUCCUUAGUUUUGCUGGAAUAAUUGAAAUGUAUUAUUUUUUAAUGGAAACUUCAAUAAAAAAUUUAAAACCAUAAGGGACACAUAGUGCAUGUCUCAUAUAUUUUAAGCCCCUUACAUCUACUUUGAUAUGGGGCUAUGUAUAUAUUAAAUAAUGAGAACAUUUUAAUGGAUCUACAAAAACAAAAAAUCAUAAUGAUCAGAUUCAUGUAUUUCACAACUCUACAAUAUAUAUGUUGAAGUACUCUGGUGGAAAACAAGAAAUUACAAAAUCAGAUAAAAUACAA
Penaeus vannamei (Pacific white shrimp) is the source of this 1880-nucleotide messenger RNA. Lineage: Eukaryota; Metazoa; Arthropoda; Malacostraca; Decapoda; Penaeidae. The record is from RefSeq and is a predicted model, not a curated record.